CGGCGGCGGCCGCUGCGUGGAGGGGUGCGCCGCGGCGCGGCAGUCUCGUGCCGGUAGUCGGUAGUGCAACCGAGCGACUCCGGGAGCCGUUCCCACCGCGCCGUCGCUCGCUCGUAGUCGUAGUGCCUCCGCCGGCCCGCCCCACGCCGCCGGCGUUCAAGUCCAUGGAAACCCAGAACCAGGAUGUGGCCCAUAGCCCCGCCGAGGUGCCUAACGACCCGGGGAAGAUGUUCGUCGGAGGUCUCAGCUGGCAGACUAGUCCAGAAAGUCUUCGAGACUACUUCAACAAAUUCGGUGAAAUCACAGAGGUUAUGGUUAUGAAAGAUCCCACAACGAGACGAUCGAGGGGCUUUGGGUUUAUCACAUUCGGCGACCCCGCUAGCGUAGACAAAGUUUUAGCGCAAGCAACACACGAAUUAGAUGGUAAAAAGAUUGACCCCAAAGUGGCCUUUCCCAGAAGAGCACAUCCAAAGAUGGUGACCAGAACAAAGAAAAUCUUCGUAGGAGGUCUAUCAGCACCCACAACGCUGGAGGAUGUAAAGAAUUACUUUGAACAAUUUGGACCGAUCGAGGACGCCAUGUUAAUGUUUGACAAACAAACCAAUAGGCACAGAGGUUUCGGUUUCGUCACAUUUCAAAGCGAAGAUAUAGUAGAUAAAGUGUGCGAAAUCCAUUUUCACGAAAUCAACAACAAAAUGGUGGAAUGCAAAAAAGCACAACCAAAAGAAGUUAUGCUACCAGCUAACUUGGCAAAGACGAGAGCUGCUGGACGGGGCGCCUACGAUUUCAUGUGGUCGUUGGGUGCGCUUCCUGACGGUUUCCCCGCAGCGUACGCCGCCUACGCGGCAGGACGUAGCUAUUCGGGCUAUCCUAGCUUCGGGCUGCCAUACCCCGCAGUGGACCUGACCAACGGCCAACUCACACCGAAUAACAACACACCGCUGCUCGCGCAGGCGCUCUCAGUGAUGAACAACUAUCAGGCCGCUGCAGCCGGCUUCGGACCACCUGCCUCGCCGCACACGGCUGGAGGUCGGGCGGGAUUCCCAGCCGCUAGCUCACCGGGGCCCGCACUCGAUGUGUAUGGCUCUGCAGCGGACAGCGUCGGUUACGUGCAGGCAGCUAGCCCUCAGCCCUCCGGAUUCCCUGCCAUCGCAGUCAGCCGUGCCCCCCUCAAUUACACCCCAGGACCCUUGAUUCCUGCGGCUUUCACCAACGGUUAUCAUUGAAAGUGUUAUAGCACAAAUAUUUAACGUGGCGAGCGGCGUGGCGGCGCGUGAUAUGCAACGCAACCCUUACAACCCCAGCGCGACUCACCAGCCGGCCGCCCGCGCCCUCCGCCAGCCCGACUCCCGCGCACGCCGCGCCACGCGCCGCAUCGGCGACGGUCGUCUAAUCCGUCCGGCCACCGCGCGGACCGAUCCGUCGACCGCGGCAUCUCAACCUCACCGUACCCUCCACAAGAUCCUAACCACCCCGACCCUACCACCCGACCUCACUCUCCCCUACCCCGACACCUUGUCUAUUGUAAAUAAUGAUAAUACUUUUUGUCGUGUAAACGAGAGAUAGUCUAUUGAUUAAACAGGUAUUUUUUCAAAUUAUUCUCGCUUCGACUGUACUGUAGAUGUGUUGUCAAUAAAUGAUUAAACUUAAAAAAAA
Molecule: messenger RNA, 1656 nt
Organism: Melitaea cinxia (Glanville fritillary)
Lineage: Eukaryota; Metazoa; Arthropoda; Insecta; Lepidoptera; Nymphalidae
Gene: Rbp6
Product: RNA-binding protein Musashi homolog Rbp6
Exons: 15
Coding region: 165-1226 (353 amino acids)
Cellular component (GO): cytoplasm
Molecular function (GO): RNA binding
Source: RefSeq, a predicted model, not a curated record